GCUUUGGGCGAUCAGAUGCUGCGGGGAUCUUUUGUUGCCUAAAACAAAGUCCAGAAUAGGCGCUAGGUUGAUGCCCAUAGCGCUGGAAAAGGCGCGAUCUGGACGGCAGUAUCGCGUGGCUGUUCCGCGACCAUCUCCUCAUGACGACGAUUCACCUGACCCCCGCUUGUACUUGUUCCGGUCUCCUUGAAGUCAGAUUGCAUUUGUCCACUCUUCCUGUCUUCGACUUCGAAAUGCAGUGCCGGCUUGUAUAGCCCUUACACAGUUCCGUACUUUUUGGGAUCACGCGCGAGUACUUACCAAUGGCCUCGAUAUGGCGGUGUUUAUCGACCUCGACGAUGAUGACUGCGCCCACAGUCAAUCGCCCCUCGACCCGGCAUCAACGCGACACGUUGUCCGCCAGUCCGUUCAACGAGACCAGCUGAAACACCUAGAAGAAGGAGGAAAUGAUGCGCUGCAUGGGAAUAGCCCGGCAGAUAACAUCCUAGUCGAUGUUAUGAGUCCGCCGAACAAACUCGCGGCUGCUUUGACGUGCUAUCCAAUUGCCUGGUCCUUGUCCUCCUCGCUCGAUAUCAACGACCUACAUGCACUUGCAUCCACCUGCAAAAGUGUGCAUACGAGCUUGACGCAGUAUGCGCAGCAGCUCAAGGCUCAUUCUCUCCGAUGCGUCCACGACGAGAUUCCCAUGCUGACAGCAGCACUCCCGGAACAAGCAGAAGCAACGCAGAUCGAAUACUCUUUAUACGAUGCUUUCCUACCUACAGGCCCCGCGUAUGUUCCUCAGCAUCUCCCGGCUGGUGGCGCCCGUGAUGCCGGGCGGCAAUCUCAACCCGAAGGACUUUAUACAUCGAUGGGAGUUACAAGCAAGAUAAGCCCUUGUGCUCGUGAUUUAGUGGCUCCUUGUCGGAAUUGCGGCACGAUUAUCUGUCGCAAUUGCACGAUUAAGCCACCCAGCAAUUCGAAGCUGAAAGGUCGCCAUCGACGACUGUGCAGAACCUGCUUGGAAGCACCCAUAGAAGCGCAUUUACAGCCAAUUGCACUCAAGAUUGACGUUGUCGAUGGAGGAGCCAGGUCAAGCGCGAGUUCGGUCAAGUCUGCACGCUCAUUUUCUGGUUCGUCGACUUCGAGCGGGACUGACACCCUUGAGAUGCAAGUUGAUGAACAGGAAGAUCAGCAUACAUCCACUUCAAUAGCUUUUCUUCGUUCACCAUGCACCUGUGAGUCUCGUGGUGUUUUCCUGUGCGUGCCUUGUGGCCAGAAUCUCACUUCAGCCGACACUACCUACCAACGAGUGUGGACUUGGCGAUCACGAUAUUCGACCCAUAUAGGCGGUGGUCUUGGGACCGGCCUGGGAGAGGGAAAUCAAGGGCAAAAAUGUGGAAGGGGAGAAGCUUGCUUGGACAAGGGCGGCAAAGCUGUAUGUUGGGUCGAGAUCGACUGUUCCGAGGGAACAACAGAGGACCGCGAACAUGAUGGCCACAAUUUGAGUCGAGCAGGCGCGCCUGACUACGUCAACAACAAGCCUGGCUAUCUGCAGCAGGAGAUUGAAGGCAUAGGCGGAGUGGUGAAGAAGAAGGUUAAGAAGCGUGUUAAGGUUGGGGGAACUUGCUGGGAAUAUGCUGAUGAGAGAGAAAGCGGAAAGUAUCUCGAGCGAGAAGCGCAAGGGACGAUUCGCAGCUGGUGCGCGUGGUGCAAUCGACUGUGUUUAGACGAAAAGGAUCGAGCAUCUCCCAUCAUGAUGAUGUUAUGAGGCGUAGUGCCCGGACUGGAGCGAAAAUUAGAGGGAUAUAGGUUGGAAAAUGGAAGUGUACAGGGAAAAUCAGAA
Molecule: messenger RNA, 1825 nt
Organism: Exophiala viscosa
Lineage: Eukaryota; Fungi; Ascomycota; Eurotiomycetes; Chaetothyriales; Herpotrichiellaceae
Exons: 2
Coding region: 314-1750 (478 amino acids)
Source: RefSeq, a predicted model, not a curated record